Phalacrocorax carbo (great cormorant) is the source of this 2131-nucleotide messenger RNA. NCBI's taxonomy places the organism in Eukaryota, Metazoa, Chordata, Aves, Suliformes, Phalacrocoracidae. The record is from RefSeq and is a predicted model, not a curated record.
CGUCUCUGCGCCUGCGCGCAGCGCGCCGGAAGUCAGCAUCGCCCCGCCCACCCACUCGUCAAGAUGGCAGCGCCUGCGGCUCGCUUAGCGGCACGGCGGCUAUUCCUCCCUUGGUCUACUCGCCUGGCGCGAGUGUCCGGCUCGGGGGGCCGGUGUGUUCAUGUUGGAACAGGCAGGCUCAGAGCUUCCAAAGCAGCAACAGAAGUAAUCUUAAAUGUUCCUGAAACUAGGGUGAGCCCUCUGGAAAACGGCUUGCAAGUAGCUUCUGAAGACUCUGGACUCUCAACAUGCACAGUUGGACUUUGGAUUGAUGCUGGAAGCAGAUAUGAAAAUGAGAAGAACAAUGGAACUGCUCACUUCCUUGAGCAUAUGGCUUUCAAGGGAACAAAAAAGAGAUCUCAGUUAGACCUUGAACUAGAGAUUGAGAACAUGGGAGCUCAUCUGAAUGCAUAUACAUCCAGAGAACAAACCGUGUAUUAUGCAAAGGCUUUUUCAAAAGACUUACCAAGAGCUGUGGAAAUUCUUGCUGACAUAAUUCAGAACAGUACCCUGGGAGAAGCAGAGAUUGAGCGUGAGCGAGGAGUUAUACUUCGAGAGAUGCAAGAGGUUGAAACCAAUUUGCAAGAAGUUGUCUUUGAUUACCUCCAUGCUACAGCCUAUCAGAAGACAGCCCUAGGACGGACAAUUUUAGGACCCACUGAAAACAUCAAAUCCAUAAACCGUAACGACUUAGUGGAAUACAUAACAACACAUUACAAAGGACCCAGAAUGGUCCUGGCUGCUGCUGGAGGGGUCUCUCAUGAUGAGCUACUUGACCUAGCAAAGUGCCACUUCGGUAACUUGCCAUCUGCUCCGGAAGGAGGACUGCCACCCCUGCCACCUUGUAGCUUCACAGGCAGUGAGAUUCGUAUUAGAGAUGACAAGAUGCCCUUGGCACACAUUGCGAUAGCUGUUGAAGCAGCUGGCUGGUCGCACCCAGAUACAAUCCCACUUAUGGUAGCGAAUACUCUGAUAGGUAACUGGGAUCGUUCCUUUGGAGGAGGCAUGCAGAAUUUAUCCAGUAAACUUGCUCAGAUUGCCUGCCACGGUAACCUGUGUCACAGUUUCCAGUCCUUCAACACCUGCUACACUGAUACAGGGCUGUGGGGAAUCUAUAUGGUCUGUGAGCCAUCCACUAUACAGGACAUGGUGCACUUUGUUCAGACAGAAUGGACAAGACUUUGCACAAGUGUUACAGAAAAUGAAGUAGCUCGAGCAAAAAAUCUACUGAAGACCAAUAUGCUGCUACAACUUGAUGGGUCCACACCAAUCUGUGAAGACAUUGGAAGACAAAUGCUGUGUUAUAAGCGCCGAAUCCCAAUUCCAGAACUUGAGGCACGGAUUGAGGCUAUUGAUGCCCAGACUAUUAGAGAAGUUUGCGCAAAGUACAUCUGUGAUAAGCAUCCUGCAGUUGCUGCUGUGGGUCCAGUUGAACAACUUCCAGAGUAUAAAAAAAUCUGCAGUGGCAUGUAUUGGCUUUGAGACAAACAACAGGAAGAACGACAAAAAAUUGCUACACAAAUAAUUGAAGAGGCUAGGGCUCAAUCUGUAUAAUUUAUCAGAAAUACAAGUGAUAUGGAAUUGAUUACAGUGCCUUCAGAGAAACUUCACAGGAGAGAGAACACUGGGUCCAAAGAAGCUCAAAAAAUUUAAUAGCGGGAAAAGGCGUAAGAGACAAAGAACAAGUGCCUAGCUACAGCCUACAUACAGCACAGUUUUUAGCCACAAAGCAAGCUAACCACUGAAUCUAACUACAAAAUCGAUUUCUAUUCAAACUUGGAAGAGGAGGUUCAUACAGUGCCAGUUACAGUUAUACAAGGAUGACUAAGUAAAAGGUUGUGUCCUGUGAAAUAAGUGCUAGACUAAAUGGUUCGAUGCUCUAACAUCAACAUUUUGUGUUUAUAACUGUAGGAAGGAGAAAAAUAGAGCGUAUUUUCCAAUGGCAACAUGUUCCGAGUAAUUCAGCCACUAUCGCUAAAUCAACAAAUACACAAUUUUUAUUAACAUCAAGCCAUCAGAACUAUUCUUUCUACAUUCUAGAAAGUAUCACUUGUCUCAGCACAGUUUAAUAAAGAGUUGGAGAGAGAAAAGA